Molecule: messenger RNA, 1382 nt
Organism: Mauremys mutica (yellowpond turtle)
Lineage: Eukaryota; Metazoa; Chordata; Testudines; Geoemydidae
Gene: APELA
Product: apelin receptor early endogenous ligand
Exons: 5
Coding region: 155-319 (54 amino acids)
Biological process (GO): apelin receptor signaling pathway; heart development
Molecular function (GO): apelin receptor binding
Source: RefSeq, a predicted model, not a curated record
AUCAUUAACCUUGCUAGAAAAUGCAGCUGGCAGUUCACUCUGGAGCUUGUCAUUAGAAUGUGAGCAGAGACACAGAUACUGCAGAGGCAUUUCAAGGAUUUUUUGAUUUGCUGCAAGUAUUAUAAAUAUUUCACCUAUUUUGUGUGACUGCAAAAUGAGAUUCCAACAGCUCCUUUAUAUCUUAUUUUUUUUCUUGAUGAGUCUACUCCUUAUCAAUGGACAGAGGCCAGCUAACCUGGCCCUGCGCAGAAAGCUGCACAGACACAACUGCUCCCACAGGCGCUGUAUGCCUCUCCACUCCAGAGUGCCCUUUCCCUGAGUGGCAUCUAGAGACCCCAACCACAAUCAGGACCACAUUGUAGCUGGAUAUACCUAUAACAGAGAAUUGAGGCCUGGAUCCACAGAGAGACUGAAGUGAUACAAUGUGAAAGAAGAAUGAAAGAGGAAACCAGUCAAGAAAAUGCGAUGUGAUAGCCGCAGCAUUCUAAUCAGUGCAGGUGUCCAUGUAAAUGCCAUCACCACAUUCAGAACCUUAUCAGACUCCUUCUGGAACAACUUCACAGGAGUUUCAGAUUUCUCUAAAUUGGGAAAAACAAUGAAAUCACAAAGGACCCCUUUCAGGAACUUGGGAAAAUCAAGAGUGCCAUAAAAAGAUAAGUCAUUCUUUUCUACAUACCAACAAAUAGCCAUGUGGGUAACAGCAAAGCACUGUAACUUUGAACAUUUUCAAAAAUUAGACCAACAUUAUACCACUGAAAGAGCUAAUAUAGUUAUUAUUUACCAUUCACAUAUGUCUGUGUAUUUCUAUUUAGAUAUAAUACCUAGUAAAGAACAUGAAAAAGAAUGGUGAAAAAUAAAUAUUUAAUAGUUACAUUUUAUGGACAAAUAUAUGGGUUUUAAUGUUUAUGGUAGUACUGGAUGUUUAUAUGUAGCCAUAAUUAUGCAAUUAACUUUACUAUAUUCUCAAGAAAAACAUUAUGUAUCUAUCAGAAAGUUGUAAGUGCUAAACUCUCUUAGGAAGCAAAAAUCUUCAAUCUAGACUUUAGAAAAGAAUGCUGAAUGUCUUAGCUCUGUUUUAAGUCAUGUUGCAUACGACAAACACAUAGGUCAUGAUCUUUGAUGGUUAUUUAUGUUUAUAAAAUACCUAUGUGGCUGUAUAUUUUGUAAAAAAAUAAUUAUGCUCUUCAAUUAAUGUCUCAUUUUAAAUAAACUUUGUACAAUUUUUGUUUUUAAUUUUAUAUUCCUUAUGUGUAAAGGGUCCUGCACCCAAAGAAAAAAUAAGAAUUUACCUCAUUUCUUUUGUAAAUUUCAUAAGGGAUCAAUGUAAAACUUUUCCUACUCAAUUUCUGACAUAGUUAAAUAAAAAUCAGUUAUUCACUUGA